Messenger RNA from Urocitellus parryii (Arctic ground squirrel), 819 nucleotides. The record is from RefSeq and is a predicted model, not a curated record. NCBI's taxonomy places the organism in Eukaryota, Metazoa, Chordata, Mammalia, Rodentia, Sciuridae.
AUGGUUUCCUGGCCCGCCCCACCCCUGCGCUCAGCCUUUGCAAAAACAGCCACUGCUGGCGCCACCGACGCCACGACUAAGGCUGCUGAUGGUGAUGAGGAUGCUACUGCCACAACUCGCCCCGCCACGGCUCGCACCGCCGUCCCUGCGCCUACUGAAGCUGCUCCCGGCCGCCAUGACAGCGCCGAGGGCUGCCGGGCGCGGCGUGCGCGUGCGCGAGCGCGGGGCGGUGGGGCGGGCGGGCGCGAAGGCGGAGGCAGGCGCACGGCUGGCGGGGGACGCGCGGGCGAGCUGGGGGGCCGUGAGAGGGCKGGGGCUCAGGGCACCCGCUUCCUAGGAGGAACGCGAGUGAGUGUGCCGCCCGGCAGACCUGCCGCUCAGCGCGUGGGCAAGUGCYGAGGCUGUGAUUCCGACGCUCCUGCGGUUGUUAAGUUACCGCAGGGUCUCUUGGCGCGGAGGGAACCGCCCCUGGUUGCCAAGGUGCCGUCUUGGACUCGGAGAAGGACACCUGAGGGACCUCUGCAAGUCAGGGAGGUGGCAGCGCUGGAGCCCGCGAGGCUGCUGUCUCUGCCUAAGGGGAGCCCAGAGUCCCCACCCCCCGCUGCUCUCGGCUGCUGCCCGCCCGCGGCGCUGAGCGGAGACUUGGAAAGAGAUUUCCACUGGGAUGCCCCGCAGCUGCCGGGUUCCAAAGGGGAGAGGAGGAGACCGCGUCCACCAGGAAUGGGAAGGAUUCCUUGCCCCGCAGCUGCCGCCCCACCAAACCUCUCCCACAUUCUCAGGACAGGAGGAUUCCCGAGACAGCUGCUCCCGACAGCGUGA